Molecule: messenger RNA, 13645 nt
Organism: Coregonus sp. 'balchen'
Lineage: Eukaryota; Metazoa; Chordata; Actinopteri; Salmoniformes; Salmonidae
Source: the annotation of a GenBank genome assembly
CGGGCUAUGUGUGGUAUUGUGGGGAAGAUGGCGACACUUAUCCUCCCUGCUGAUUGGAUCAAAAACUGGGAAAAAUCUGGAAAACAUGAGUUGUAAGUUGUAUUAUAUUGUUAAAUUGUGAAGACGAAUGUCUUGGUGUUUCAUUUUCCAUAAGGGUUGUUGAGCCAUGAAACCAGUUCCCAUCGUUGUCCUCGUACGAGACCUGGGCAAUCUCGCAAUGUGAAUUAGCCAACCUAGCAUGCUAACCCUACUUCAAAUAGUGAGGCCAUUUCACAAUAGCAAGCUACAGUUGGCUGCGGUUCAAUAAUUUUGUUUGAAAUUAUAGUUUGGUACAGAACUCGACAGAUUCCAUAUGGGAUUGAUAUAACAAUUCAUUUAACACUGCUGGCCCGGGUCAUUCGAUACUAACUAAUUAGUUAGCUAACUUUCGAGUCCGCCAGUCCUCCGAGGCAACUAGCUACAGUAGCUUAUUGCUGUGAAAGCCAGUAGGCUAGCUAGUUAACGUUAGCUAAACAGCUAACGAUGCAGGCUAUCCUGGUAGUUGACCCUGUACAUUCUAACGUUGGCUAGUAGUUACCCAUUGUAACUAACUAACGUUAGCUAGUUGGCAAGAACUUUGUGAACAGUGACCUAGCUGACUAGCUACUGCAUUGCAUGCAUGUGCAUCACAACGUGCGGUUUGCGCUCACAUAAUAAGCUAACUAGCUAGCGUACCCAGCAAGCUGAUGAUGCUGGCACAACCAUCUGAUUCUUGCUACACGAAAACAUUAGCAAGCUAGCUCGUUAGCCACUUUGUUUAGAAUAGCCACCACCUGUAUGGACAAACGAGCAAGCUAGUGACAUUUUUUACGUAAUGCGUGGGUCCCAGGCAGCUAUCACUUUGUCUACAAAUGUUAUAUCAUCGUGGUAAUUCUUAGGGUAGUCCCUAAAUAGCUAACGUUAGAUGGCUAACGGUACUGAAUUGAAAACAUGUCGUCGACUGAGUUAGCUUGUAUGGGGGCGAUUUCAACUGAUUUAAUAAUUGGCAACAGUUACAAUUACAUCAUAAUUAAGUCAUCAAGCUCUCUAGUAACUGGACAUUACAGGUUUGGACAAUGUUUUAAAGUGCCAUAGCAAAAAUGCUCAGAAUGGCGUCCUCAUAAAAAAAUGAUCGUCUGGUAGUUACAGUAUUAUAUGUUGUGUUAUUAUUAGGGGCUGACAUUAGGCUGUCUGCAACACUGUACACAUUAUGUACGCAUAUAUUACUGUACACUACUACUAACUGUACCAGCUGUGAUCAUUUAGAUAACUAUUACUAGUCACUGAAAAUAAACUAGCAAAUAUAAAGUAAAGUCACCUUUUCCCCUCCUCUUUUCACAGUGUACAACUAUGUAAGAAUCUUGCAGGCAAAACAAAUCAUGACAGCAUGAUAAAAGGUAUGUACUGCUCUGUACUAUUUGAAAGAACAGUAUGCAUGUUAGUUUUUCUACAAUUGAGUACAAUUGCUACAUGAAAUUAAGACGUACUAUUCAUUCAAUGAUGGGUUCUCGCUAUGUCAGGUGUCAUCUAAUGUUCAUAUAGCAUCAUACCGAGCAAACAGCUCUUUGGUUGACUGUUUGUGAGUAGGUCUAAUACUGACACAUUGUAUUAGGAAUAAUUAUCUUCCCGUUUGCCUCUUCUCUUCAUUCUCUAGAUAUACAGGCUGCAUUGUAUGAACUCUGCUGGCAUGUCGUACAGGGGAACUUCAAGCUGGACCUCGCUGCUAGCGUCCUCAGUGACAUGAUGGUAUGUAUGGCCUUGUUGUAGUCCUUUCAUUGUCUGCAAUGUCUGUCAUCCCAGAAAAACUGCCAUGCGUUUUGAGGAUUUUGUGACCUAUAGGAGAGUCCUUUUAGUGAAAACACUGACUCGCGCAGUAUCUGGAGUGAUGUGUAUUUAGUGCUUGUUUUUUGGUUAUUAAAGAUGCACUAUACAGAAAUCGCUCUGCCAUUUCCUUGUUACUAAAAUUCAAAUAGUUAGCCUAAUUUCAGUUUGUGACAAAACAAGCAAGUAUAGUGUAGAGAAUCAUUGUACCAACUAAACCACUGUGAAAUAUAUUUUCUAGGCCUGUCCCCGGCUAAAAAUAAUAUUGGUUGAAUUUUUAAAACGUGUAUUUUUCCAUAUAGACACAUCCUAUGUGUUUUAAGCAAAAUUUACUGCGCUAUGUUAAAGAAAAAUGACAGCGAGUGACUGUGUGACUAGCACCCGUUGUCUCUCUCUCUCCUCCCUGCUGCAGCGACCACCACAGAACAUCAACAGUGUUGAUCGUGCUGUCCUUGUUGCUGAAGCGGCAACAUAUGCUGAAGCUGCGACAUACACUGAACCAAAAUAUAAACGCAACAUGCAACAAUUUCUAAGAUUUUACAGAGUUAGAGUUCAUAUAAGGAAAUCAGUCAAUUGAAAUAAAUUCAUUAGACCCUAAUUUAUGGAUUUCACAUGACUGGGAAUACAGAUAUGCAUCUGUUGGUAGGGGCAUGGAUCAGAAAACCAGUCAGUAUCUGGUGUGACUACCAUUUGCCUCAUGCAGCGCGACAUCUCCUUCACAUAGAGUUGAUCAGACUGUUGAUUGUGGGCCUGUGGAAUGUUGUCCCACUCCUAUUCAAUGGCUGUGCGAAGUUACUAGAUAUUGGCGGGAACUGGAACACGCUGUCGUACACGUCGAUCCAGAGCAUCACAAACAUGCUCAAUGGGUGACAUGUCUGGUGAGUUUACAGGCCAUGAAAGAACUGGGACAUUUUCAACUUCCAGGAAUUGUGUACAGAUCCUUGCGACAUGGGGCUGUGCAUUAUCAUGCUGAAACAUGAGGUGAUGGCGACGGAUAAUGGGCACGACAAAGUGCCUCCGGAUCUCGUCACGGUAUCUCUGUGCAUUCAAAUUGCCAUUGAUCAAAUGCAAUUGUGUUCGUUGUCCGUAGCUUAUGCCUGCCCAUACCAUAACCCCACCACCACCAUGGGGCACUCUGUUUACAACGUUGACAUCAGCAAACCGCUUGCCCACACGACUCCAUACACACUGUCUGCCAUCUGCCCGGUACAGUUGAAACCGGGUUCCAUCCGUGAAGAGCACACUUCUCCAGCGUGCCAGUGGCCAUCAAAGGUGAGCAUUUGCCCACUGAAGUCGGUUACGACGCCAAACUGCAGUCAGGUCAAGACCCUGGUGAGGACGACGAGCACGCAGAUGAGCAUCCCCGAGAUGGUUUCUAACAGUUUGUGCAGAAAUUAUUCAGUUAUGCAAAUCCACAGUUUCAUCCUCUGUCGGGGUGGCUGGUCUCUGAUGAUCCCGCAGGUGAAAAAGCCGAAUGUGGAGAUCCUGGGCUGCCGUGGUUACACUUGGUCUGCGGUUGUGAGGCCGGCUAGACGUACUGGCAAAAAAAAAAAGGACAAGUUAGAUGUGUGCAAUAAAUUUGACUAGUUGUGGAAAAUACUGGAGAUCAAGACAUAAGGUAAGGAGCAAGCGCUGUGUACAUAUUAUGUGCUCCAAACAGGUGUUAGAUUACAAUAUAAUUUUUCUGACCCUUUGGAACAAUGUAAACAACACAAAAUAAAUUAUAAGCAUACCAGAGAGUCUGUUUUAACGAUUUUUUGUAAAGCCUUUAUUACAGCAAACAUUUCCGAAAUGGAACAACUUAUUUAUUUUUUACGACUCCAUUCAAGGGUCACUUUGUUAUUUUAUUUUAAAACUACAAUGCUUGAUUGCAUUUCAAAUCAUGAAUGACUCAUAUGCUGUGUGAUGACAUGAAUGAAUGAUUGAUUGAUUGAUACAGUAGCCUAUAUAACUAUUGAGUAAGUUACGGUAUUAAGGCUAAACAGGAUGCACUCUUAGGCCUACAGCUUGAUGGUGGUUAUACAAGGCUGCUAUACUAAGCCUACUAAUUAUAAGGACAUUACUUAUUAUUAUAAUGAUGAUCAUAAUAAUAAUAGUAAUAAUAACAAGGAGAUCAAGAAAAGGAGGGUUAUUAUUUUUCUGACAAUUUGUAAUAGUGUAAACAACACAAAACAAAUUAUAAAUAAUACCAGAGAGGCUGUUCUAACUAAUAAAAAGUGUAAAGCCUUUAUUACAGCAUAGCAUAGAUUUAAAAACAGCUGAAAUUGUGAAAUUAUUUAUCCGACAUGUUGUGGUUGUGUGAGGCUUGGUGCUCACGGAAUCAGUAGGCUAUUAAAUAAACACUCAAACAGGCAACAGAAGCAGGAUCUGUCUUAUUUCUGUAGAUAUAUAUGAAUGAUUUAUAAAGCCAGGCACAUUUAACAGUUAGGCUAUUGAUUUAUAGACCUAUAGUAAUUACAGUUGAAGUCGGAAGUUUACAUACACCUUAGCCAAAUAAAUUGUGAAUUUGUGACAUUUAAUCCUAGUAAAAAUUCCCUGUCUUAUGUCAGUUAGGAUCACCACUUUAUUUUAAGAAUGUGAAAUGUCAGAAUAAUAGUAGAGAGAAUGAUUUAUUUCAGCUUUUAUUUCUUUCAUCACAUUCCCAGUGGGUCAGAAGUUUACAUACACUCAAUUAGUAUUUGGUAGCAUUGCCUUUAAAUUGUUUAACUUGGGUCAAAAGUUUCAGGUAGCCUUCCACAAGCUUCCCACAAUAAGUUGGGUGAAUUUUGGCCCAUUCCUCCUGACAGAGCUGGUGUAACUGAGUCAGGUUUGUAGGCCUCCUUGCUCGCACACGCUUUUUCAGUUCUGCCCACACAUUUUCUAUAGGAUUGAGGUCAGUGCUUCGUGAUGGCCACUCCAGUACCUUGACUUUGUUGUCCUUAAGCCAUUUUGCCACAACUUUGGAAGUAUGCUUGGGGUCAUUGUCCAUUUGGAUGACCCAUUUGCGACCAAGCUUUAACUUCCUGACUGAUGUCUUGAGAUGUUGCUUCAAUAUAUCCACAUAAUUUUCUUUCCUCAUGAUGCCAACUAUUUUGUGAAGUGCACCAGUCCCUCCUGCAGCCAGCGGCAUGAGUAGAUGUCCUAACCGACUUGGCAAAACUAUAGUUUGUUAACAAGAAAUGUGUGGAGUGGUUGAAAAACAAGUUUUAAUGACUCCAACCUAAGUGUAUGUAAACCUCCGACUUCAACUGUAAGUCUCCUCGCUUUUCUUAGACAAUUAAGGCAAGGGCUCUUUUCUCGUCUCCUAACUCCGCCGCUGCCUCCGCCACAUUGUUCUCAACACCAAUAUUACAUUUACAUUUACGUCAUUUAGCAGACGCUCUUAUCCAGAGCGACUUACAGUUAGUGCAUACAUUAUUUUAUAUUUUUCAUACUGGCCCCCCGUGGGAAUCGAACCCACAACCCUGGCGUUGCAAACACCAUGCUCUACUGAGCUACAUCCCUGCCGGCCAUUCCCUCCCCUAUCCUGGACGACGCUGGGCCAAUUGUGCGCCGCCCCAUGGGUGUCCCGGUCGCGGCCGGCUACGACAGAGCCUGGAUUCGAACCAGGAUCUCUAGUGGCACAGCUAGCACUGCAAUGCAGUGCCUUAGACCACUGCGCCACUCGCAGUGGUGGUUAUGCUGGUUAACUUUGCUAUUAUGCACAUAGCAACAUGGUCUAGGAAAAUGUGCCAAUUCAACAGCGCACUGAUGUGUUUCAGAAACGCGGACAGCGACCGCUAUCCAACGCGGGAGAAAGCGCAUUUGUUAUAAAAUAAUAUUUGUAUUGGUGUUGCACCAUUGUUCUUACUUAAUAAAACCAUAUACAAUUUCAGUAGCAUAUGUCAUUGAGUGAUGGACUGUGCCAUCCCGAUUUCCCACGUCCUCCACAAUGGAUUAGUCAACUCAGACAGGCACGAAUCAGACAGGUGUCUUGUACGCCAUGAAAAACAUUAUAAAAAAUUGCUGCUGCUCGACUAAAGAAAUCUCGGUCGACCAAACAAUCGACCAGUCGACUAAAUGGGGUCAGCCAUAAUCUUUUCUAUAACCAAAAAUAUUGUAUUUUCAUAACCAAAAAUAUUGUAUUUUCAGCUGUUGGAAGCUGGUGUACAAAACCGAAAGUAAAAGACGCAUGGGAAGCAUAGAAAUAGCACACACAGAACAGAUCUACCGCUUCUUAGACUUGCUUUCAAUGAGAAUGACAGAUCUAUAACUGACAUUUCUAUGUGAAUUUGGUUAGGUCGCCUAAAAAGUUAGGUAUUGCAGCUUUAAAAGAGAGAGUUUGAACCAUUCCUAAACGAUGGACCUUGUAAGUGAAGUUCCUUUAGCAGGUGUUCAAGUUUAUAGAGUAUUCAGUGAGUCCACAAGUUGUUUUUCCUGUGUUCCCUAGAAUGUGGGAUUUUCAAAUUUUUACCAAUGGGGGCACAUACGCUAUCAUUGGGAACAUGCAGACAAGCAGUGGUGUAAAGUUUUUGGCUAUCUGUACUUUCCUUUACUAUUAAUAUUUUUGACAACUUUUACUUCACUACAUUCCUAAAGAAAAUAAUGUACUUUUUACUACAUACAUUUACCCUGACGCGCAAAAGUAUUUGUUACAUUUUGAAUGCUUAGCAGGACAUGAAAAUUGUCUAAUUCACACUUAUCAAGAGAACAUCCCUGGUCAUCCCUACUGCCUCUGAUUUGGCAGACUCACUAAACACAUGCUUUGUUUGUAAAUGGUGUCUGAGUGUUGGAGUGUGCCCCUGGCUAUCCGUAAAAAAAAUUCUUUUAAAAUAUGGUGCCGUCUGAUUUGCUUAAUAUAAGGAAUUUGAAAAGAUUUAUACUUUUGAUACGUAAGUAUAUUUUAGCAAUUACAUUUACUUUUGAUACUUAAGUAUAUUUAAAACCAAAUACUUUUAGACUUCUACUCAAGUAGUAUUUUACUGGGUAUCUUUACUUUUACUCAAUUAUGACAAUUAGGUACUUUUUUCACCACUGCAGACAAGGUACACUUGCAGCUGUGCCAGAUUAAAACAGUGUUUUCUUUUGCUGACCAGCCAAUUCAUUAUUAAUUAAUCUCAAACUAAAACCUUGUGCUUUGCUUGUAAAGAAAGAUUAACAACACUUCUGGAACUUCUCUAUCAGCAAACAAAAGUAAUUGAGAAUUAACCUUUUUAAUAAUGUAUGUUUUGAAUGCUUCUGAUUUCUUGUUUAUUUCCAGGAACUGCGGGAUGACAUGCCAUCUAUUUUAGCAGAUGUUUUCAGUAUACUAGGUGGGUAUGACUUCAGUUUGGGCAUAUUGUGACAGUCAUUUGCAAUUGUAUGCCUAAAUGUAAAAAAAAUGAGUUGCCGAAUUACAGUAAUGUCAUCAUGAUAUUAUGUUUUAAUAAUUAUUUUUGACAGACAUAGAGACCAGUUCUUUGGAGGAAAAAAACAAACGCGACCAUUACACCCAGCUAGUGGGAGCGUGUCUGGUAAGUGUAUUUCAAGUGUUUACUGCAAAGAGCAAAAAUACAUUAUCAUGAAAUUGUCAAACUUUCACUAGGUGGCAGUAUUGUUCAAACAAAACUCAACCUUUGUCUGUUGUAUUUCCCAUUGUAAGGCCAAAACACAGUAUUAAAUAAGAACACACUUUAUUUAAUUGGCUCUGAAUUUAGAAUAUUAUAGUAAUGUUUGAUUCUCUUCACAAAUGUUAAAGGUGCAAUCAGCAGUUCGUGGUCUCCCGAGUGGCGCAGUGGUCUAAGGCACUGUGCAUCGCAGUGCUAGCUGUGCCACUAGAGAUCCUGGUUCGAAUCCAGGCUCUGUCGUAGCCGGCCGCGACCGGGAGACCCAUGGGGCGGCGCACAAUUGGCCCAGCGUCGUCCAGAAUAGGGGAGGGAAUGGCCGGCAGGGAUGUUGGUAGAGCACGGCGUUUGCAACGCCAGGGUUGUGGGUUCGUUUCCCACGGGGGGCCAGUAUGAAAAAAAAAAAAUAUAAUGUAUGCACUCACUAACUGUAAGUCGCUCUGGAUAAGAGCGUCUGCUAAAUGACUAAAAUGUAAAUGUAGUUGCUACAUACAUUUUUUAGACUUAUGAGUGAUACUGUAUGUAGACAUUGAUUCUUGAAGAAUAUAUGCCUCAUUAGCUUAGUUCAACUGUCGUACGUCAUCAGAAUCCAAAAUAUAAGCUUGUUUUACUCCGUUUGUAAACAAAGUAAAUUUAAACAAACAUUCUAUAGCCUCAAAAUGUUUCAAACUAUAAUUUCAAAAUCAAAUCAAAUUGUAUUUGUCACAUGCACCGAAUACAACAGGUGUAGACCUUACUGUGAAAUGCUUACAAGCCCUUAACCAACAAUGCAGUUUUUUUUUACGUAUGAAAAUGUUUGCUAAACAAAUAACAAAUACAUAAAAAAAUUAAAAAAAGGUUAAUAAUUUUUUUUUUUUAACUAUUUAAAUAACAAUAACGAGGCUAUAUACAGGGGGUACCGGUACAGAGUCAAUGUACAGGUUAGUCAAGGUAAUUGAGGUAAUAUGUACACUACCAGUCAAAAGUUUGGACACACCUACUCAUUCAAGGGUUUUUCUUUAUUUUUACUAUUUUUUACAUUGUAUAAUAAUAGUGAAGACAUCAAAACUAUGAAAUAACACACAUGGAAUCAUGUAGUAACCAAAAAAGGGUUAAACAAAUCAAAAUAUAUUUUAUAUUUGAGAUUCUUCAAAUAGACACCCUUUGCUUUGAUGACAGCUUUGCACACUUUUGGCAUUCUCUCAAGCAGCUUCAUGAGGUAGUCACCUGGAAUGCAUUUCAAUUAACAGGUGUGCCUUCUUAAAAGUUAAUUUGUGAAUGGGGGCGUGCUCGGCCCUCCUUUUCCUGUAGUCCACAAUCAGCUCCUUUUGUCACGUUGAGGAAGAGGUUGUUGGCCUGGCACCACACUGCCAGGUCUCUGACCUCCUCCCUAUAAGCUGUCUCAUCGUCGUCGGUGAUCAGGCCUACCAAUGUUGUGUCGUCAGCAAACUUAAUGAUAGUGUUGGAGUCGUGCGCGGCCAGGGAGUGAACAGGGAGUACAGGAGGGGACUAAGCAAGCACCCCUGAGGGGCCUCCUAGUUGAGGUUCAGCGUGGCAGAUGUGUUGUUGCCUACCCUUACCACCCUGGGGCGGCCCGUCAGGAAGGGAGGUGUUUAGGGAGGUGUUUAGUCCCAGGAUCCUUAGCUUAGUGAUGAGCUUUGAAGGCACAUGCUGAGCUGUAGUCAACAAACAGCAUUCUGACGUAGGUGUUCCUUUUGUCCAGGUGGGAAAGGGCAGUGUGGAGUGCAAUAGAGAUUGCGUCAUCUGAGUACGCGUCCUUGUAAUCCGUCUGGCCCCGCGGCCUUGUGAAUGUUGACCUGUUUAAAGGUCUUACUCACAUUUUGAUAUCAUGGAUGGUCAGUCCUUGCAUCCAUAGCUCUGUUUAGGAAUUUGAGAGUAGUUGCAUUUCUCCUGCCCCAUCCCUCAGCUUUUACCGAAACAGGAGCGUGAGAACGCUUUGUUUUUGUUUCAACUGCUGAUUGCCGCUUUAAAUUUGCUAUCAUUCAUAACCAUAUAAUAUAUAUUUACCAGUCUUUAUAUAACACUUGUUUGUUUCCUCCUGCCCUCUCUUCAGUUAUUUGUGCCAGAUGCCAUCCUGAAGGAGAGGCUGGACCCAGAGACCCUGGAGUCCCUGGGACUCAUAAAGCAAGCCCAUCAGUUCAACCAGAAAAUCGUCAAAAUCAAGACCAAGCUAUUGUAAGUGGAGCAGUGACUUAUUUUCAUCUAUAAAAACAAAAAUCCUGUAAUGUUCAGUGUCAAAAGGUCAACAGCGUAGUAAAUGGAAUGGUCUGACCAAGUAGCCUAAUUAAAAACCGUGUUAAAGAUUUAAACCCACAUAGUCACCCUCCAGAACUGGGGUUAGCUACUGUUAUCCCCAGGACAGGUCAGGGCACAUCUGUUACUCAGCUGUGUUGACUGUGCUGGAGAGGCUGUUAACCCAAGGUUACAUCUCCAUCCCUGGCUUAUCCACCUCACAGCCUGUGGCUGUAGCGUUUAAUACGUGACUAUUUACCCUAUAGGAUGAGAGCUUUGCCAUGAACACCAAAUGUAAUGUCAGCACAGAAUGUAGAUAAAUUGCAUCACUUUAGUUGUUUAUAAUUCUCUCAGGCUGUUGUUCACACACUACUGUGCUGCAAUACAUGGUAAUUCAGGCUGUAUAGGGUUCUAUUACCAUGUAGUACAAUAGAAACACAAUAAAUGAUCAUUUGAUUCACACGUGGGCCUAAAAUGUGAAGUUUUGUCUAAUGGUGAAUGGUGCAGAGUGGCCUCCUACAUAUUGUUUUCAACUCUGUCCCCUGACAGUUACAAGCAGCAGAAGUUCAACUUGCUAAGGGAAGAGAAUGAGGGCUAUGCCAAGCUGAUCACUGAGCUGGGCCAAGACCUCUCAGGCAACAUCACCAGCCACAUCGUCCUAGAGAGCAUCAAGUCCCUGAUAGGUAUGAAACCCCUCGUCUUUUUACAUUUUCAUCACGUUCUCCACAGCCAAGACAUAACUGCCCCUUGUGGUCUUUGUCUUACUGUGUUUUCUGUGACAGAAUAAUGUCUAUGGCCAGCCCUGAAAGUCAUGGAGAUUUGAAUUUGGCAGAAGUGCUUUUUAUUGUUUAACUUGAGGAUUCAAAUGUUGCCUGGGAUGUGAAUAUUUGUAGUACCUGUACCUGACCAGUUAGACUCCCAAAUAGGAUUUACAUAACACAUCUCCAUAUUUUGUACCCAAGUUAUUCGUAUGUCAUCUCUACACUAACCCCGUCUCCACCCUGCAGGAUGCUUCAACCUGGACCCCAACCGCGUUCUGGACAUCAUCCUGGAGGUGUACGAGUGUCGUUCUGACCAGGAUGAGUUCUUCCUGCCCCUCAUCAAGUCCUACAUGUGUGAACCCCUCACCCUCUGCCACAUCCUGGGCUUCAAGUUCAAGUUCAACCAGGUGAGAGAGUGCAGACUCCCUGCUGGACAGUGACUGUCUGCCGCCUGUCUGAAACCUGCCGCCUGUCUGAAACCUGCCGCCUGUCUGAAACCUGCCGCCUGUCUGAAACCUGCCGCCUGUCUGAAACCUGCCGGAUAGAAACUGUACAAAUGUGUAUUUGUGAGGCGUUAGUGAGGAGCUACCUGCCCAAGAAGCAGAGAAAUCCAUAAACAAUUUAAGGUCUUAUUGAUGAGAACAUAAAUCUUGCCCAGGUUUGGAAUUUUCUCCAGCUAUUCUCCCUUGACCUGCAGGAAUGAGGGAAAAUGGUGCAGUCAGACCUGAUGUGAAUAGUAAUGCUGCCCGGCACUGAAAUAUACACUUUAGCUCCAAGUUGGGGAUCAAAGGACAGCCGAGUGAUCUCUAUUGAUUUGUACUAGACCCCCCCAUCCAUUAGCUGUUCCUCUGACUGUCCCUCUCCCCCAGGAGCCCAAUGAGGAGACCCCCACGUCACUCUACCACAUUGCUGCCGCCCUUCUCCACCACAACCUCAUAGAGCUGGAGGACCUCUAUGUGCACGUAAGCAUCUCUCAACUCACACUUACUCUCACAUAUAAUAAUAUAAUUGUAUAUAUAUGAUUUAAGACUAACAUUGGUUGUCCUCAGUAAAUGCCCGAUUGUGCAGCAGCUGAUCCGAUAGGAAAAUCGAAUCGCCUUGUUCUGUAAGCUGUGACCUGACAUAUGACAGAGUCUGUCCUGUCCUCUGUGCCUCUGCCUUCCCAGCUGAUGCCACUGGAUGCCAGCAUUAUAGAGGAGCACAAGCGAGAGAUCACGGAGGCCAAGCAGAUCGCCCGCAAGCUCACCAUGGUAGUGGUGCCCUCCGAGAAGACAGAGGACAAGGAGAGAGAGAAGGAGAAAGAGGAGGAGAAGAAUGACAAGGUAAAGUCAUCUCAUCACCAUCACUCGCAUACAGUGGGGAGAACAAGUAUUUGAUACACUGCCGAUUUUGCAGGUUUUCCUAUUUACAAAGCAUGUAGAGGUCUGUACUUUUUAUCAUAGGUACACUUCAACUGUGAGAAAAUCCAGAAAAUCACAUUGUAUGAUUUUUAAGUAAUUAAUUUGCAUUUUAUUGCAUGACAUAAGUAUUUGAUACAUCAGAAAAGCAGAACUUAAUAUUUGGUACAUAAACCUUUGUUUGCAAUUACAGAGAUCAUACGUUUCCUGUAGGUCUUGACCAGGUUUGCACACACUGCAGCAGGGAUUUUGGCCCACUCCUCCAUACAGAUCUUCUCCAGAUCCUUUAGGUUUCGGGGCUGUCGCUGGGCAAUACGGACUUUCAGCUCCCUCCAAAGAUUUUCUAUUGGGUUCAGGUCUGGAGACUGGCUAGGUCACUCCAGGACCUUGAGAUGCUUCUUACGGAGCCACUCCUUAGUUGCCCUGGCUGUGUGUUUCGGGUCGUUGUCAUGCUGGAAGACCCAGCCACGACCCAUCUUCAAUGCUCUUACUGAGGGAAGGAGGUUGUUGGCCAAGAUCUCGCGAUACAUGGCCCCAUCCAUCCUCCCCUCAAUACGGUGCAGUUGUCCUGUCCCCUUUGCAGAAAAGUAUCCCCAAAGAAUGAUGUUUCCACCUCCAUGCUUCACGGUUGGGAUGGUGUUCUUGGGGUUGUACUCAUCCUUCUUCCUCCAAACACGGCGAGUGGAGUUUAGACCAAAAAGCUCUAUUUUUGUCUCAUCAGACAUUUACAUUUACGUCAUUUAGCAGACGCUCAGACCACAUGACCUUCUCCCAUUCCACCUCUGGAUCAUCCAGAUGGUCAUUGGCAAACUUCAGACGGGCCUGGACAUGCGCUGGCAUGAGCAGGGGGACCUUGCGUGCGCUGCAGGAUUUUAAUCCAUGACGGCGUAGUGUGUUACUAAUGGUUUUCUUUGAGACUGUGGUCCCAGCUCUCUUCAGGUCAUUGACCAGGUCCUGCCGUGUAGUUCUGGGCUGAUCCCUCACCUUCCUCAUGAUCAUUGAUGCCCCACGAGGUGAGAUCUUGCAUGGAGCCCCAGACCGAGGGUGAUUGACCGUCAUCUUGAACUUCUUCCAUUUUCUAAUAAUUGCGGCAACAGUUGUUGCCUUCUCACCAAGCUGCUUCCUUAUUGUCCUGUAGCCCAUCCCAGCCUUGUGCAGGUCUACAAUUUUAUCCCUGAUGUCCUUACACAGCUCUCUGGUCUUGGCCAUUGUGGAGAGGUUGGAGUCUGUUUGAUUGAGUGUGUGGACAGGUGUCUUUUAUACAGGUAAGGAGUUCAAACCGAUGCAGUUAAUACAGGUAAUGAGUGGAGAACAGGAGUGCUUCUUAAAGAAAAACUAACAGGUCUGUGAGAGCCGGAAUUCUUCCUGGUUGGUAGGUGAUCAAAUACUUAUGUCAUGCAAUAAAAUGCAAAUUAAUUACUUAAAAAUCAUACAAUGGGAUUUUCUUGAUUAUUGUUUUAGAUUCCGUCUCUCACAGUUGAAGUGUACCUAUGAUAAAAAUCACAGACCUCUACAUGCUUUGUAAGUAGGAAAACCUGCAAAAUCGGCAGUGUAUCAAAUACUUGUUCUCCCCACUGUAUAUUUCUACCAUUUGAAAAACAUGUCUGCACAUUUGGGUACCGGUUCUGUACUGAAGCACAACUCUACGUCCAUCAAGUGUCCUUCUUUGUUUUCCAUGAUGAAUCCCAGUCUUUAUAAGGCUGCCACAGGGUGUAGGUGAAGGGAAAGGAAAUGCUUUAUUGCUGUGUGUGUUAACGAGUUGCUAGUCAGUGUCUGUCUGAGGCAGAGCCGUGCUGCUGAGGACCACAGACAGACAGCACAGGCAGUAAUUGAUGGACCAGAGGAGGUCUGUUAA